UAUAAUUUUUCAUAUGAUUUAUCAAAUUCUUCAAAACAUUUAGAUAUGUUUAAAACACCUCUCAACCCUACCUGAAAAUAAUAAAAGUAAUAUAAAUAUCACUUGAUAAAUAUAUAAGCACACGCGAACUUACUUAUGGCGGGUAUAAAUAACUACUCUAGCUUAAAAUUUCAAGCGGAGCGUGGACUUCAUGAUGAUCACCAUGAAAAAGAACAUCGGGCUAGAGACUUACAUUUACCCACGACCUCUAGCCCUAGCAAACACUUGGGAAGCAGCAUUGACAGCCGCGAGAAGUUGAUUGUGGACAAUAUAAUUGCCGACCAAGAUGCGCUAAAUAGAAUCAAGUAUGUUGAUUCAGAUAAUGCCUUAUCACUACCAUUAGGAAAGCAUAAAGUACUGGACAAGUAUUCGGAUAAUCAGGAUGAUGAUACAUCUGUCCGAAAAUAUCUGGUCGUUGGCGUUCAAUGGUUCUCUUUGGUAACCGAGAAUCUGUUAAGCCACCCGUUUAUAGUACUGCGAAGACAAUGUCAGGUUUAUAAUGCCUCUAGACGCUACCAUCUGCAUCCAUUUCAACUUUUGCCUAGUAUCGUACACCUGCAUAGAAGGCAAGGACUUACAACUCUGUGGAAAGGAGUGGGCAGUUGCCUCCUCGUUCGCGGAAUGACCUUAGCUAUAGACGACUUCAUCUCAAAACUAACAAGCUGGCCCAAAGAUGUCGAUAGUCGAACCACCUUGAAGAGAUUCGGACAGCAUAUUUUACUGAAAUGUAUAAGCAUCAGUCUGGUGGUACCUUACCAUGCUGCCUCUCUCGUCGAGACUGUGCAGAGCGAUAUAGCCAGCGAGAAGCCAGGACUUUUCGAUGUCUUUCGGGAAGGCAGUCUGCGACUUUUCUACUGGAGUUCCCCGCAAAAAGGACGGAUGCUACCAGCCUGGGCAUUAAUCGGGCCAAGUGUUUCGUUUGGCAUCACAAAGUAUCUAUUUAAUUUGGUAAUACGAGGCGUGUCCUCUCGCAUAAUGAGGCGUCGAAUAACGAAUUCUCAGGAAAGCCAAAGUGGAAAGUAUCAGGAUAAUACGUUGGAGCAUCAGAAUGCAGAAAUAUACGCUAGCCUCAUCGCAAUACUAACCACUGAGGUCAUAUUCUUCCCGUUUGAAACAAUUUUACAUCGUCUGCAACUCCAAGGCACUCGAACUAUAAUCGACAACCUUGACAAUGGCUAUGAUGUUGUCCCGAUCUUGACAAACUAUCAGGGUGUCGUCGACUGCUAUCAAACAACAAUUGUCUCUGAGGGAAUUUGUGGCCUAUACAAGGGCUUUGGGGCCAUGAUCCUGCAAUUUGCAGCACACAUUGCUGUUAUAAAAUUAGCCAAAUGGGUUGUGAAUCGUAUCGCUGAAGUUAAAUCGAAUCGACCUCCACAACGAAUAGUGCAGUACUAUAAUCUGGAUGGCAUUGCUUGCAACUCAAGGUCUACGACUUUAUCGCCAAGUCUGUCCAGUACUGAAAUAGAAGAGAAUAGUCUUGGACAGAAUUCACUAGAUUAGUCAAUUGCUAGUCCAAUUAUUAUGCACAUGUAAAUUA
Molecule: messenger RNA, 1576 nt
Organism: Drosophila eugracilis
Lineage: Eukaryota; Metazoa; Arthropoda; Insecta; Diptera; Drosophilidae
Gene: Slc25A46a
Product: solute carrier family 25 member 46
Exons: 5
Coding region: 136-1539 (467 amino acids)
Biological process (GO): mitochondrial membrane fission; mitochondrial fission
Cellular component (GO): mitochondrial outer membrane
Source: RefSeq, a predicted model, not a curated record